Messenger RNA from Vicia villosa (hairy vetch), 894 nucleotides. RefSeq names its product WEB family protein At3g51220-like. NCBI's taxonomy places the organism in Eukaryota, Viridiplantae, Streptophyta, Magnoliopsida, Fabales, Fabaceae. The transcript has 2 exons. The record is from RefSeq and is a predicted model, not a curated record. The coding region runs from base 78 to 725 and encodes 215 amino acids.
UGUCUUCAAAUAUUCACUCAUACACGUCUUGCCAUUAAUACUAUCUUAGUAAAAAUUUGGAAACUAUUUAGCUUAACAUGGAGAGAGAAGAAAGUGGAACAUUGAUCAUGGGACGUGCUGAGAUUGAUACUGGAGCUCCUUUUAAGUCUGUUAAAGAAGCUGUUCUUUUGUUUGGAGAAAGAGUUUUGGUUGGAGAAAUUUAUGCUAAUAAGCUCAAAGAGAUGCAAAAUGAAGCAAGUGAAACUGGGAAUGUACAACCGAAAGCUGGAGCAUUAGCGGCGGAGCUGGAAGAAACAAAGCGGAAACUCGAGGGAGCGAAAGAAGAAGCUAACAUUUUAUCUCAAUGCGUGAAGUCCCUCAAGAAGGAACUUGAGCAAACAAAGAAAGAAUUGGAAGAGACGAAAGAAAGAGAGAUGAAGUUGCUUCAGAGACGCGAUGGUCCGGAGACAAACGAAGAGAUCAAGUUUAUUGCGAACGCAACCAAUGUGGAAAUCAAAACACAAACAGAUGAUGAUGAUAGCGAGGAAACAAUUCAAAAAAGAAGAUAUGUGAAGUUUGCUAGCCCUCAUGUUUUGGCUCAAGUUAUUCCGAAUAAAGAUGAGUUACUUGGGAGACCUAAUUCGGUUAAGAAAGGUAAGAAGAAGCCAGCAUUGAUGCCUUUGAUCGGAUGGCUUUUCUCGAAAAAGAAGGGAAGUUAUGAAGUCGAUCACUCUCCAAAAGGUUAAGAUUUCAUCAUUCAUGAAAUGUGUCUACCAACAUGCAUGUUAUGAUUGAUUAAUAAUUCUCUGUUGUUACUUUUCUUUGUUUUCCUAGCUAUGUUCUUGUUUUGCUAGUGAAACAAAGUCUAAGAUUUUGCAAAUUUGUGACUCCUAGUUCCUUAAUGAAUAUACAGUU